AUGACCUGUUGGAAUGAUUUCCAAAGAAUUGCUCAACUUUUCGAGUCAAAGAAACCAGUGGAAAUCCAAGAAAUUCUGAAUUCUUAUUCUUUGGAACAGAGACGAUUCCUCGUCUCCAUAAAAUACGAACAUUCAUCGCUUCUUUUCACUGCACUUUUCUUUCUUCUUUUCCCCUUUUCUUUCUUCUUUUUCUCUUUUCUUUCUUCUUUUUCUAAUUUAUUUCUUACUCUUUUAGCUUUUCUUUCUUCUUUUUUUCUUUUCCCCUUUUCUUCCUUCUUUUUCUCUUUUCUUUUUUCUUUCUAUUUUGUUUUUUCCUUUUCUUACUUUCUCUCUGUUUCUAAAUUGUUUCUUUCUCUCUCUCUCUCUUCGUUUCUCUUUCUUUCUCUGUUUCUCUCACUCUUUGUUUCUCUCUCUCUCUCUCUCGUUCGCUUUUUCUUUCUUUUAAAAAUUUCUAAUGUUUACUUUGACCAAUUCUUUUCUUUCCGUUUUUUUUUCUUCUGUUUUCUAUAUAUUUUUUCUUUCUUCCUUUUCCCUUUUCUUUCUUCUUUUUCUCUUUUCUUUUUUCUUUUUCUCUUUUCUUUUUUCUUUCUUCCUUUUCCCUUUUCUUUCUUAUUCUCUUUUCUUUCUAUUUUGUUUUGUCUUUUUCUUACUUUCUCUCUGUUUCUCACUUUCUUUCUUUCUCUCUCUCUUCUUUUCUCUUUCUUUCUCUGUUUCUCUCACUCUUUGUUUCUUUCUCUCUCUCUCUCGUUUCUCCCACUCUUUGUUUCUUUCUCUCUCUCUCGUUUCUCUUUCUUUCUCUGUUUCUCUCACUCUUUGUUUCUCUCUCUCUCUAUUUUUGUUUCUAUUUCUUUCAUUCCUUGUUUCUUUCUCUCGUUCGCUUUUUCUUUCUUUGUUUCUCUUUUUCUUUAUUUCAUUCUUUUUCUCUUUAAUGGUUUUUAA
Messenger RNA from Acanthosepion pharaonis, 939 nucleotides. The record is from the annotation of a GenBank genome assembly. NCBI's taxonomy places the organism in Eukaryota, Metazoa, Mollusca, Cephalopoda, Sepiida, Sepiidae.